CACAAGUUGUUUUGGCAACAUGAAAGUGCUCGUAGCUAUCCUCGCUUUGGCCGUGGCCUCGGCCUCCGGCGCCGCCAUCCAGAAGGCGACUGCAGUCCACACCAAGGACAUGCAGGGUCGCAUCACCAACGGCUAUCCGGCGGAGGAGGGCAAGGCUCCCUACACGGUGGGUCUGGGCUUCAGCGGCGGCUGGUGGUGCGGUGGCUCGAUCAUCGGCAACACCUGGGUCCUGACCGCCGAGCACUGCAUCGGGGAUGCCGCCUCCGUGACCGUCUACUACGGAGCCACCUGGCGCACCAAUGCCCAGUUCACCCACACCGUCGGCAACGGCGACUUCAUCACCCACGGCUCCGCUGACAUCGCCCUGAUCCGCAUCCCCCACGUGGACUUCUGGCACAUGGUCAACAAGGUGGAGCUGCCCAGCUACAACGAUCGCUACAACGACUACAACGAGUGGUGGGCGGUGGCCUGCGGCUGGGGAGGCACCUACGACGGCAGCCCCCUGCCCGACUACAUGCAGUGCGUGGAUCUGCAGAUCAUGCACAACAGCGAGUGCGUCCGCACCUACGGAAGCGGCACCGUCGGAGACAACAUCCUCUGCGUGAGGACCCCCGACGGCAAGUCCACCUGCGGCGGAGAUUCCGGCGGCCCUCUGGUCACCCAUGACGGCACCAAGCUCGUGGGAGUCACCAACUUCGGUUCCUCCGCCGGCUGCCAGUCGGGUGCUCCUGCUGGAUUCCAGCGCGUCACCUACCACCUGGACUGGAUCCGCGACCACACUGGCAUUGCCUACUACUAAACGAAAUAAAUACCUAUUAUUGCAAAAGAUA
Drosophila takahashii is the source of this 830-nucleotide messenger RNA. Its product is annotated as serine protease 1. Gene Ontology annotation, molecular function: serine-type endopeptidase activity. Lineage: Eukaryota; Metazoa; Arthropoda; Insecta; Diptera; Drosophilidae. Gene Ontology annotation, biological process: proteolysis. The record is from RefSeq and is a predicted model, not a curated record.